This is a messenger RNA of Vanessa atalanta (red admiral), 3685 nucleotides long. RefSeq names its product collagen alpha-1(I) chain-like (gene Cb10). The transcript has 3 exons. The record is from RefSeq and is a predicted model, not a curated record. NCBI's taxonomy places the organism in Eukaryota, Metazoa, Arthropoda, Insecta, Lepidoptera, Nymphalidae. Bases 51 to 3518 code for a protein of 1155 amino acids.
GGCUAAGCGUUCGCAAAACAAUAACAUUGUGACCGGUAAGCUUCACUGAGAUGGAGGUCUCGGGUGUUUUCGUGCUAGCCCUUGUGAGCUUUGUGACAGGAACACCACAUGGAUAUGGUGUGAAAAGUGGAGCAGUGGCAAAAGCUGAAGCAAACGCUGCAGCGGGUGCAUUUGGCGUUCAUCCUGCUUUACCCUUAAGUAUACCCAGUGGUAGUGGCUUUUCCGGUAGUUUUUCUAAAUCAUCAUCGUCAAGUUUUGCUUCGGCGAGUUCAAGUGCAAGCUCAAGUUCCAGCUCCUAUACUUUUAGUGGUAGUGGUGCCAACGGAAUUGCUGGAUUUGGUUGUCCCACUAAUAAUUGCAAACAGAGUGGAAAUUCUGUGGGCAUCCAUCCACCUGGCAGCGCACCUCAAAAUAACGCUGUCACAAACGGAAAUGGAGCCAGUGCCGGAGUAAUUCCUUACUCAAAUAAUGGUGGUAGUACACCUUGCAAAGGAAACCAAUGUAACGGAUAUAGUAACAAUAAAUGUUCGACGGGCGAUUGUAAUGGCAUAACUGGCAAUCAACAAGAUGCGUCUUAUGGUAAACCUUCCUCUAAUGAUAAUUACAAUACGGGUACAGAAUUACAAAAUGGGAAACACCAAAAUGGAUACGAAAAUAAAUGUAUUUCGGGAAAUUGUUCUCCAACUUCUGACACAGACUCUUAUGGUUAUGAUGUAGACUCUACUGGUAAAACACAAUCGAAGUCACCGUAUGAUUCGAAUGAUGAUAAACCUAAUUUAGACAGUAACAGCGGUAACGGCCAUUUACAGUCGGACGACUGUUCUCAGGGCAAAUGUGGACCUAAUCCAUCGUCUAGUGAACAUGAUAUUUUUAUUCCUCUCACACCUUCCGCUAAUGGAGGAAGGCCGACUUAUCCUAAGCCCGAUACACAUUUAAAUACUCCUAAUCUAGGCCCAGCUUGUACAAGUCACAGUUGCAAUAUACCCCCUAGCGGUCCAGAUUCGAUUAACGGAAAAUUACCAACAAGCUACAAUGUCCCAAUACUUGGUACGAACCCAAGUGCAUCAUACUCUGGCCCUGGUACUAACAGUAAUCCUACAGGAAAUUUAUACAGUUUACCAAAAGAUACUAGCAUAAGCAAUUGUGGUUCUGGCGUUUGUCCCACUGAUAGUGCAUCCCCAGUAAAUACCGCACCAAUUACGCCAAAACCAUCAAUCCACUCUCAUGGAAAUUAUCCAUCCCAAGUUGCACCUGUUGUAUCUCCAAGUUGUACUGGUCCUUUUUGCAAAUCGCUGAAUACACCAGAUUCUGAAAUACCCACCCAUCAAACUAAUAAACCAUCAAGUUGUAAUACUCCUAAUUGUGCCUAUUAUCCAGCUGUUGGCAGUAGCGCUUCAGGACAAUCUUCAAAUUUUGAUUCAUCAAAACCUUAUGCCGGUCCACCAUCUCCACCUGAGUCAAUUAAAGCUUCAGUACCUACUUCAAAACUAGAUACAAAUCAUUAUCCCUAUCAGAAUACCUUUCCUGGAUACGAAGGCACACCAGGAAAACCAGGGCAUAGCAAUGUAAGUCCGAUUAAUACUGGUUAUACGACAAAUACGGGAUCUUAUAACGCUGGAGCCGACCUAGGGUCCUUUGAUGCUAAAUUUGAGGACAAAUUUAAGACCUCUAGUCAAAAUUUACCGACACAUUUUGAGGUAAGCUCUACUACCCAAAACACUCCUAUAUAUACCGGUGGUUUUGGUGGAUCACCGGGUUCAUUUGAAACAAGCGCUCCAAUUGGUUCACAGUUUGCAUCAAAACCAACUCAGGAAAAAGCACCAUCUACUAUUAAUUUGCCUCAUACUAGUGGUAUUAGUGGACCAUUAGGUCCAGCAGGAGAGAAUCCAAAACCUAAUUCAUAUCCCGGCUUAAAUGGAAUAUCCAAACCAAGUGGCAGUCUUGUUCCUCCUCAUCACAAUAUUCCAACAGGACCUGGAACCUUGGUCGCAUCACACGCUCCAUCUGUUUUGCAGACGGGAUCAACAAGUUCACCAAAACCAAUAGACGAUAAAACCAAGUUACCCCUAUAUACAGGUGGAUUCGGUGGAUCACCGGGAUCGUUUGAUACAAGUUCUGCAAUUGGCACACAAUUUGCAUCAAAACCUAACCAUGAAAAAGCACCAUCUUCUAGUACUUUCCCUCAUACUAGUGGUAUUAGUGGUCCAACUGGUACAGAAGGAGUGAGUUCUGGAUCUAAUUCAUAUCCCGGCUUAAAUGGCUUAUCCAAACCAAGUGGUAGUCUUGUUCCUCCUCAUCACAAUAUUCCAACAGGCCCUGGAGCCUUUGUCGAACCACAUGGACCAUCUGUUUUACAGACAGGUUCAACAAGUUUACCAAAACCAAUAGACGAUAAAACUAAGUUACCUCUGUAUACAGGUGGUUUCGGCGGAUCACCGGGAUCAUUUGAUACAAGUUCUGCAAUUGGUACACAGUUUGCAGCAAAACCAAGCCAUGAAAAAGCACCAUCUUCUAGUACUUUCCCUCAUACUAGUGGUAUUAGUGGUCCAACUGGUGCAAUAGGAGUGAAUUCAGGAUCUAACUCUAAUCCCGGCUUAAAUGGCUUAUCUAAACCAAGUGGUAGUCAGGUUCCUACUACUCAAAAUAUUCCAACAGGAUCUGGAAGCUUACCAAAACCAAUAGAUAAAACUACAUUACCCCCAUAUACAGGUGGAUUUGGGGGACCAACAGGAAUUUUAAAACCUAAUGAAUAUGAAACACCAAAAUCACCUGCAUCAUCUUCAAAUAAUUAUACUCCUUCUUCAUGCAAUACGGGUCGUUGUAAUGCAAAAGAAGUGAAAAAUGUUAAUGGUGCUCACCAAACGACAAAUGGAGUGUCCGGAAUAUCAAGUACUUCGAUUGAUGCUAAAGCCGUUGCUUACUCUGGAGGUUUUGGUGGCCCAUCAGGAUUCUUAAAACCAUUUGAUGAUGGAAAGCAGUCAAAAAGUGGAAAUGAAGGAAAAGAACAAACUGGCCAUGAUUAUUUUGAUACCAGUGUUGGGUCUAAGCACAAAACCACUGGUGACUUUAACCAAGCAAAUUCUGGUGCACUGGCUAACACCGGCGCAAAUUCCAUAGCAGGAGCACAGGCUAUUGCUGGAGCACAGGCUAUUGCCGGAGCACAGGCUAUUGCCGGAGCACAGGCUAUUGCCGGAGCACAGGCUAUUGCCGGAGCACAGGCUAAUGCUAAUACUUUUGCCAGCUCUGGUAGUUUUGGAACAAAUCAGGGUGCAGGAACAGGUUGCAAAAGCGGUUGUGAAGCUAACUAUAACCCUGGAACCGGUCAAAAUUUGGCCACUAGUAGGAGUUUAGGUAUUUCGCAAUCAGGUGGUUUUGGCGAUUUACAUAAUAGUGGUGCUGGUGCUGUAGCAUCUGCAAAGAGUAUUGCUGGCGCAGGUGCCGGGAUACAUGGAGCAAGUCAUAGUUUUGCCAGCAGUUCAGCUGUAGCACAUUCAUCUGUAGGAGGUUAUGGACGAUGAAGUUCGCCCGAAAUGAAAAAAAAAACGUAAACCGUCCGAUUAAACCAGAUCUUGUGAGAUCUAAAACGAAACAAGACUUUUUAAUUUUGCUGCAAUAUGAUCUACUUAUGUGUGAUAUUAUUAAUGUGAGAAUAUAGUAAGUUAAUAUACAAUUUAAUAUGAAAAAA